Messenger RNA from Fusarium venenatum, 537 nucleotides. RefSeq lists its product as uncharacterized. NCBI's taxonomy places the organism in Eukaryota, Fungi, Ascomycota, Sordariomycetes, Hypocreales, Nectriaceae. The record is from RefSeq and is a predicted model, not a curated record.
AUGCCUGUCUUCAGCUCUAACACCGACAUGGAGAUCCCCGGCAUGGACGCCGAAGCCUGCGCAUCAUCUGCCGAUCAUCUCUCUUCUGUCAAGAAGUUCGGUCGCAAGUGGUAUGCGGCUGGGUUUGAGGCUGGUCUCGCCCAGGCUACGAACGAAGCUGAAGUUCGCCCUACAGUCGCUCCGACCCGUAAGUCAGAGGAUUCACCGGACCUCAUCGCCUCGCUCGUCGCUCGCAACGAGGAAUUGGAGAAGGAACUCAAAGGAAAGGACAAAGGAAUCGUAAGCUUCAAGAAGGCCGCGAUUGAUGUACGAGAUUACCUUGUAUCCGCCCAUAAUGACAUGGUUUCAAUCAUCGAACGGUCGUCGGGGGUUGUUCCCGACUGGCUGGAAAAAGAUCUUUACAACCUAGCCUUGGACCUUGACACUGGCAAGAUUCAAUGCGCUGAGAGUAUCAUCAAAUCUUGGAAAGAGUACCUGAAGCCAGUCAGCGAGUCCCAUGGAUCCAGCGGCAGCAGCAAGCUCAGCAAGGACAACUAA